Messenger RNA from Sorghum bicolor (sorghum), 1953 nucleotides. RefSeq lists its product as uncharacterized. The record is from RefSeq and is a predicted model, not a curated record. Bases 115 to 1467 code for a protein of 450 amino acids. The transcript has 6 exons. Gene Ontology annotation, cellular component: chloroplast envelope; chloroplast thylakoid membrane. NCBI's taxonomy places the organism in Eukaryota, Viridiplantae, Streptophyta, Magnoliopsida, Poales, Poaceae.
CACCGCCGCGUAGUCUUCACCCAGCAGCACACAGCCUGAUAGCCGCCGCCGUUUCUUAUCUUCGUCGCAGCGCCGGCGCUCCAUCUGCUGCUCCCUCCCCCACUCGCGCUCGGCAUGAAGGCGACGCUCCAUCCCCAACUCGCGCUCGGUAUGAAGGCGACGGAGACGGCGCUCGGGCUCGGGCUCUCAGCGACGGCGGGGCAGUCCCAGGCUCAGCGGCGGCGUCAGCGGCUCCUCCCGCCUCUCGCCAGUCGCCUCGCGACCUCACCUCCGUCCUCAGCACACCGGCCGGCGACACUGCGUUGUCUGUUUCUUGGUCCUCCCAAGUCAUGCUGUUCUAUCUCAGCCUUUGGUGGUGUGGCAGCGGUUUCUGAUGAUUUUGUAGAAAGCUCGCCAUCAAGCAGUGGAUAUCUGAAUAGUGCUAUGGAUGCUUCAUCUCAUGAAGAUAAUCAAUCAGAAAGGGCUGUUAAGAUGAACCAAAACUCCAGAGACAAUAAAAUGAUUAAAAUAUGUGAUAAGUUAAUUGGUGUAUUCCUGGUGGAUAAACCUACACCAAUGGAUUGGAGAAAAUUACUAGCUUUUAGCAGGGAAUGGGACAACAUAAGGCCUCAUUUCUUUAAACGCUGCCAGGAAAAAGCAGAUACAGAGCUGAACCCUGAGAUGAAGCACAAUCUUCUCAGACUUGGUAGAAAACUUAAAGAGAUUGAUGAGGACGUACAGAGGCAUAAUGAACUUCUUGAAGUAGUAAAAUCCACACCAUCAGACGAACUUGGUUCUAUUGUUGCUAAGAGGCGUAAAGAUUUCACAGUGGAAUUCUUCAAUCACCUUUACUAUGUUGCAGAGUCUUAUCAUGAUGAACCUGAAAAGCAAACUGAGUUGGCGAAGCUUGGAAAUGAUUGUGUAGAUGCUCUACAAGCUCAUGAUGAUACAACAGGGAGCCUUGAAGCUUUGAAUGCUGCAGAACUGAAGUUAAAAGAUAUACUUAAUUCACCUUCAGUGGAUGCUGCUUGCAGAAAGAUUGAUGACUUGGCUGAGAAGAAAGAACUGGAUUCUGCAUUAGUGUUGAUGCUUUCAAAAGCUUGGUCAGCUGCAAAGGGCACUGACAUCACAAAAUCUGAGGCAAAGGAUAUAAUGUUUCACCUAUAUAUGACUGCGGUGGCCAAUCUCCAGAGACAAAUGCCGAAGGAUAUCAGAAUACUGAAGCAUCUUAUAAUGAUAGAGGAUCCAGAAGAACGGUUAAGUGCACUUAAUGAUGCUUUUACUCCUGGUCCUGAACUUCAAGGGGACAAUGUUGAUACAUUAUACACGAGUCCAGAUGCGAUGCACACUUGGGCAAGAGCUAUAGUUGAUGCAUAUUAUAAUAGCAGAGAAGGCACUCUCCUUGGGCAAGCAAGAGACAUGAUGAAUCCUAAAGUCAUUAAGAGAGUCGAAGAGAUAGUGAAGAUAAUCAAGGACAAAUACCUUUAAGUUUUGGUCAUCAUAAAAUUGGGGUUUAACAUUUCUACUUACUGUGUAAGUCUUGUGCCAUGACCUUAGGAUGAUGGUCUUUUACAGACUGCUCCCUGCAAAACUACUGCCAUCAUUCCAGUUGAACUCUGAUCGCAAAACAUUCCAGUUGAACUCUUCACCGCUGCCGAAACAAUCAGUGGUUCAUAGAUUAAGGGGAAUGCAAGUUGUUGUAACUCAUUACAGUGAAAAGGUGAUUGUAGCAUGUAGUAUCAGUUAGAUAUUAGGGGAGUACUAGUAGCUGUCUUAACUGCUAACAGUGUUGUAACUGUACUAGUAUAGAACCAGGAGUCAUAUGUAUGUGCCCAAAUAUUCUUGUGAUGAGCUAGUGAUCUCAACAACUGUACGGUUGAUGCUGAUUCAAACCAUUUAAGACUUGUUUCAGGAAGCCAAAUGUUUCUGGACAUAUUUGAGCUGAAUAAUGUCAUAAUACCUUGCUUUUGCUGA